UGGCUGUUGUCCGAGCCGAAGCAGGUUUGAAACUGGGGGUCGGGCCCGGCAGUCGUUGUCUGUCGCCGCGGUCCCGCUUCCGGGCUAGGCUGUCCCUGCCCGCCCCCGCCCCGCCUCCCUUUGGACCCCUCAGUCUCAGGCCCGGCUCCCCGCCUGACUCGCGCCCGGCCCGCAGCAGCUUGCUGUCGUCCGGGCCCGCACUGCGGCCUUGCCGCCGCCACCAUGUCCCUGCACGGCAAACGGAAGGAGAUCUACAAGUAUGAAGCGCCUUGGACCGUCUACGCCAUGAACUGGAGCGUGCGGCCCGACAAGCGCUUUCGCUUGGCGCUGGGCAGCUUCGUGGAGGAGUACAACAACAAGGUUCAGCUUGUUGGUUUAGAUGAAGAGAGUUCGGAGUUUAUUUGCCGAAACACUUUUGACCAUCCAUACCCCACUACAAAGCUCAUGUGGAUCCCCGACACAAAAGGCGUCUAUCCAGACCUACUGGCGACAAGUGGUGACUAUCUCCGUGUGUGGAGGGUUGGUGAAACAGAAACCCGGCUGGAAUGUUUGCUAAACAAUAACAAGAACUCAGAUUUCUGUGCUCCUCUAACUUCCUUUGACUGGAAUGAGGUGGAUCCUUAUCUGUUAGGUACCUCCAGCAUUGAUACGACUUGUACCAUCUGGGGGCUGGAGACAGGGCAGGUGUUGGGGCGAGUGAAUCUUGUGUCUGGUCAUGUGAAGACCCAGCUGAUCGCGCAUGACAAGGAGGUCUAUGAUAUUGCAUUUAGUCGGGCUGGGGGUGGCAGGGACAUGUUUGCCUCUGUGGGCGCUGAUGGCUCGGUGCGGAUGUUUGACCUCCGUCAUCUAGAACACAGCACCAUCAUUUAUGAAGACCCACAGCAUCACCCACUGCUUCGCCUCUGCUGGAACAAGCAGGACCCUAACUACCUGGCCACCAUGGCCAUGGAUGGAAUGGAGGUAGUGAUUCUGGAUGUCCGAGUUCCCUGCACACCUGUCGCCAGGUUGAACAACCACCGAGCGUGUGUCAAUGGCAUUGCUUGGGCCCCACACUCAUCCUGCCACAUCUGUACUGCAGCGGAUGAUCACCAGGCUCUCAUCUGGGACAUCCAGCAAAUGCCCCGGGCCAUCGAGGACCCUAUCCUGGCCUACACAGCUGAAGGAGAGAUCAACAACGUGCAGUGGGCGUCGACCCAGCCCGACUGGAUUGCCAUCUGCUACAACAACUGCCUGGAAAUACUCCGAGUGUAGCGUUGGCGGCGCCUUGCCCACGAGGCGGGGGCUUGUGUGUUUCCUGCCUCUGCCCCAUCCCGAAACCUCCUGUAUAAGAAGUACCAUAUUUUCUGCCCAUCAUACUUUGUAAUAAAACUUGAACAUGUAUA
Zalophus californianus (California sea lion) is the source of this 1382-nucleotide messenger RNA. It is a transcript of the gene DCAF7, whose product is annotated as DDB1 and CUL4 associated factor 7. Lineage: Eukaryota; Metazoa; Chordata; Mammalia; Carnivora; Otariidae. Bases 223 to 1251 code for a protein of 342 amino acids. Gene Ontology annotation, cellular component: nucleus. The transcript is spliced from 8 exons. Gene Ontology annotation, molecular function: protein binding. The record is from RefSeq and is a predicted model, not a curated record.